Malurus melanocephalus (red-backed fairy wren) is the source of this 5240-nucleotide messenger RNA. RefSeq names its product transmembrane protein 69 (gene TMEM69). Bases 312 to 1028 code for a protein of 238 amino acids. The record is from RefSeq and is a predicted model, not a curated record. NCBI's taxonomy places the organism in Eukaryota, Metazoa, Chordata, Aves, Passeriformes, Maluridae. The transcript has 4 exons.
CAGGCUGGGAGUUGUAGUCCGCAUGUGAGGGGCUUGCCCGUUGCGAUGAUGCAGGACGAUGGAACGUAGGAACGGUCGCAACGYCCCAGAGGAGAGGGUCUGUCCCACAGACAGGAGAGGAGCGUGUCCCUCUUCUGCCAGGCCGAYCGCGACCCUCGGGCUGAGAGUGACCGGCUCUGCUGUCCCCGGUAUCGGCUUGGGGACUUUGGCUGCGCAGAGCCACCUUCCUCUCCCGGUGCAGCAGGACCGGGAACUGCGGAGUCAAAUCCAGGGUGAKCCGCCCGCCUUCCUCGGGCAUUGCAAAAACAAACAUGUUUUCUAUUAUACAGCGAUGCUGCCUCAACACGCCUUUCAAACUCCAGAAGUUAACUGGUCCCAGACUGCUGCUCUAUGGGAAGAAUAAGACAACCUGGUCUUCCUCUGCCCUCCAGCUGCGGAGAGAUGUGUGUCCUCUCUCAACAUCUCUGAGCCUCAAACCAGCAUCAUUUUACACAGCCAAGCUCCAGGCUUUUCACACCUCUCGCCCUAUCUUUGAGAAGAAGGAAUGUGAGGCAGAAUCGCAAAAAAGCCUGGAAUCACUGAAAUAUUCUCCCAAGCCAGCCCUUUACUUAAGCCUUGGGGGACUAGUUCCCUAUGUGGGCGUGCCCCUGACCAUGAUCGUCCAGGGGACCUACAGCCCGGAGCUGGCCUUUGCUCUGGUUGCCUAUGGUGCUGCAUCGGCAUCUUUCCUAGGGGGAAUGAGGUGGGGGUUUGCCCUCCCGGAAAACAGCCCAGCCAAGCCAGACUGGCUGAACCUGGCUAAUGGCAUAAUUCCUCCUCUGCUUGCCUGGCAAGCCUUGCUUUUCCAAGAUAUCACUCAGGGAGCAGUAAUGAUUAUGCUGGCCCUAGGGAUAUCGCUGCACUAUGACAUUUCCCUUCUUCCUACUUAUCCCAGGUGGUUUAAAGCACUGAGGGUAAUGGGAACAGUGGUGAUGGUAUCAUCCCUAUUGGCCACUGUAGCACUGAGAGCUUUCUUAGAGGUGGAGUAAAGUGGUGACAGAAAAACAUGGCAGAACACAAAUUAAUAAUUUAAUAGGGAAGAGCUAUUAUCUACCAAUAAACUAUUUGUAUGGAGUUCCAGGAGAAAUAAAGACUGAUUUGUGCUUAGAAGUCAUAUGAUGGCAAGGAUCAAGAUGCUUAUUCUUGAAGCAAAAUGGUUUUCUGACUGAUUUUGAAGCUAGAUUGGGAGGGAAGGAUUUUAAAUAGCCAUGACUUCCAAGGUAAGCACGAGUCUGUCCUGAUCUGUAGAACAAAGAAUCACUCCUGAAUGAGAUGGGGAUUUAGAAUGGAGGUUCAAAAUGACAUAAGUAUGAAUUGGUCUAUGCUGAACUAUGAAAGCACCUGGUUUAGAUGUGUGAUUAAAAUUCUGAGGUGUGCAAAACAACAGUAAGAGGGUGAAAGCAGUUCUGUUUCACUCCUAUUUUCAGAGAAGGUGCUGAAAAUCASAGAUUYACAGAAUGGUUCAAGUUGGAAGGGACCUUAAAGAUCAUCUCGUUCCAACCCCCUGCAGUAUACAGGGAUAUAUUCCACUCAGUCAGGUUGCUCAAAGCCCCAUCCAGCCUGAACRCUUYCAGGGGUGCYGUGUGAGGAAGUGCUCAGUGCAGUGUCAGGUAAGAAAGGAAAGGUGAGAUUUGUUUGCAGUGGCAAGCCAAGUCACCACUCACCUGGAAUAUCUCACUCAGCUGCUGUUGCUGGAGUAGGGAAAAGCUGAAGGGGGAGCUUUGUAUCUUUGACAAGGUGCCACAGAAAACAGCAGGUCAACUUCCUGCUCAGGCUUACUGAAAUUAAAAAGGCUAUUUGGGCCACCUGUUCCUAGGUUUUGUUUUACACUGUGACACAAGGACUCAAGUGUUGGCAUUAAGGGAUCAGAUAAUGGGACUGAAAGUAGCUUCUGUCUUCUCCCUCCUGAGAGUCCACAUAUUUGGACAGGUACAAGUGGAGUUGUAGCCUGCAAACCCUCCAUGAUGGGCCUGUUACCRAAACCACUGCAGAAGCAUAUGCUCUUUCUCCUUAAUUCUUCCUAGCACAUAGUUUAGUGGAACAGUGGAAGACACAGCCUAAGUCACAUGGAUUUUCUUUUCUAGUGUCACCUACCUCAAGAAACCUAUGAAAUGGGUUGGGGGCCUAUUUCUUGUAAGCUUUUUAUCAGAAAUACUGAAGUACAGUUUAAGAUGCAAAAAGAAAGCUGAAAAUGACAUCMACACAUGGUCUUAGGACCAGAUAAUCCUCAUCGAUUUGUCUUCAUUGUUGUUCUACACUGAAUAAAGCAGGUAUUGUCUCUUAAAAUUUGUUACAUGUUCAUUCUGCAAAGAACAGAUUUUUAAGMAACCUGCSUGUUCUGGAGAUGGAGCCAUCUURURUGAUACUGCUGAAACAGCAGCUCUGUACACCAGCCUCUCCUUUUUGCAAUCUGUUAACCUUUGUAUGUUUAACAAUAUAUUAAACCGUUUUGGGUAUCAAUUGCUCUAUGCUGAACUAUGAAAGUACAGUAUAUUUUUGAGCUUUCUGAAUAUAAAGGAAAUGAAAUUGAGUUUGUGAAUGAAGAUGUUUUUUCUAUUCCUUCUUACUUAGACAUGGCAUUUUUAAGUCGCAUUUCCAUGUGACUUAGAGACGAGUCUUUGGCUUGAUUAGGUAAAAGAGGUUCUGAGGAUCAGAGAGGRUAAUCAACCAGCUUCUAAGUUUCAUUCAAAUAAGACAGAAUCAGUUACAAAACCUGGACAAGGUAACUUCRCACAACUGCAGACUCCCUCAAGCUCCAUUAAAGCAGGAAGUUUACAGGUAGGGAUCAGAAGUAAACUCCUAGUUCCCAAACUAAUUAAAUACAGCUAAGGUAGGGUUUCUCAAAUGUUUCCAUGAGGGAUCCUGAAAUGUAAAGAAAGCCCAAGAAAUAUUAMCUGUAAUUUCAUCCCAGAGAGGGCUGAAUAGAGCUGGCAAGGMAGCCAGUCUUGCCAAGAAGUCUGAGUGAUUUUACACCGAGAAGAGAAAUACAUGAGUAUUUGACUGCAGAAAUGUGUUGUUUCCACCACUUGGUCACAAUUUAUAAUCAAUCUUUUCCUAGUGUUCUACUGGGAAAUAGAAUUUCCAAUUAAAAAAAAAUACCUUUUACAUAAAAGUGGCAGUAAUAUACCUUACUAAGUUAUGAAAGCAAUCUAUUCAAGAGCAUUCUCAUCAGUUCUGAAAAUGGAUUUUAUUAUGAAAAACUAUUUGAACAAGCUUACACUUGAAAAAAAAACCUGAACCAACAUUUUAAUUCAGAUACAUAAGAAAUCCUUGAAGUAAAAGCACAUAAAAUUAUGGAACAAAGAAAUUCUCCAUCAUCUAGCAAGUUUUAGCCCAACCCUAUAUUAGAUUUUAGGACCUAGAUUCUUAAGGUACCCRCAACAUUCACCUUCAGAGGAUUUAUUAAUGUAUGAAUUAGUUAAUUUUAUACAGGGGAUAUUGACCUAAACAGCAUGAACACUCCUUUGUCUACACAGUGCCAGGCUUCCUGUUUGUGACAUCUCAGUUGUGGUUUUGUGUUCCAGAAUAACACUGUCUGUCAAAGCUCAAGCAGCCUCACUUCAGACUCCAUCCAAAGCAUCCACAGCUGUGCUGAAAAUGCCACCACAGUGUGCAAAAAGCAGCUUCAAAUACAUUAAUUAAAUGAAUCUAAAAAUAACUGCAAACUCCUGGUAGUAGUGUUCUACUAAGUGUAUCCAAGCUAAGUGCUCCUUAAGAGCACAUUGAUACCAUUGCUUUAAUGCUAAAUGUUGCUAAUCUAAUCACAGAAAGCUCCAUUGGCUCAAAUUUGGAUGAGGCAGGAUACAAGAUGUACUGAAGRUGAAGAAGUGUGCCUUGUAGAACAGCAAGUACUCAAUGCUAAGUCUCAGCAUGUGUCACACAGGGYAUAAACAAAUUUGACUAUGGGGAAAAAAUGGGAGUAAAAGGCUUUCCCUGUGUUUUCACACUAAGAGCAGUUCUAAACAGAAUAGCCAAUCUAAUGAAUAGCAUUUGCAUUUAAAAUUCACCAGAGCUUACACAAAAAGGUGCUCUACUGGCAUCACACACCACUGAGAAGAAAAGGCAGUGCUGAAGGGGAAUGGCAUUGUUAGAACUGUGAGGACACCCUCAAUAUUCAAAUUUGUGGAGGUGGUCAGAAAGUAAAGAUCCAAUWCAYAUUUAAUGCCCACCAUGUCCAGCAACAGAAAAGAGGCUCMAAUGCAWCAAGGCCAUAAUAGAGGCAUCAAGUCUUCCCCAUCUGUUAYCUUCCUUUUUUUCUGCCAGAAUAAGAACUCAUGCCAUCCAAAUCGCCCAUCUGAUCUUACCUACAGGUAACWCCUUGCUGUCGACAGUAACCUGCUUCCAGAUUUCAAGUCUGGCUAAAAUGCCAGCUGAGUAACAAUCUCAUAAUGUCUCUAACGUGCUGGAAUUAUUUCUUCAGAUUUUUACAGGGCAAAUCCACCAUUUAUUUCAGUGUGCUUAAUCCAGUUAUAAGAGGCAUUCCUACUCUUAACAGAAUACUUCCUGAGACAGACACUGGAUAAGCCAAUUUACUUUGAAGGGCUUUUUCUUUUGCUCAGGAAAAUCCCUCUGAUCUAAUUCUCCACUGAAGCUCCUGUGCUGUAAGAGGUUUCUGGCCAAUGAAACCRGAAAUCUGAGGAGACACAUUUACUCAUUCCUUGAAUGAGUUUUCUUCUUGUGUUUUACAGCACAGCCACGCCUCCUUCGCAGCGGCUGGUGAUCAUGUUGGCAAUUUCAGUCCAGCUGUCCAUGUGAGGGUUAUAAACUUCAACAGAGUCAGAGGUUACUGGAGCAGCAAAAUCAGGACUGGGAGCUCGGCCUCCUGAGGCAUAGAGAAGUCCAUUCACCGCCACAACACAGACACCAGCUCUUGGAAUCUUCAUYGAUGCAACUUCAACCCACUUUUCCUAACAAGGUGAAAGAUAAAGAAAUAGUGUUAGGGCAAGCCCCGAUUCUGAUAAAGUAACUUUUAAAACUUAAGGAGUGAAACAUAUACAAAGAACACUGUGUAUACACUUYACAGACUUAAAYSUGGUAUGUGUACAGUAUCAAGAGGAAUAUCAAGCCAGGAAUGACAACACUUUCAGGAAAGGUCCCAAUCGUGUUGGAGCAGAUCCCAUACUGUCUGUACACAACACCCCUCCCUUUCUUCAGUCACUGCAAGAUGCARUCUCCAAAAUAGAGAACAGUACAGUUUGAGG